UGAAAAUACCCAUAUUACCAGACGUACAGCUGCUGAUUAGAAUACAGUUUCUUUUCGACGUCAAAGAUAAUACAAUUCGCUGAACCAAUAGCCCGACCAAUAACGAUGGCGUCCGCUGGACAAGACCUAACCCACAAUAUCACCACUAAAGAGGCGAGCGAGCACGGAACAGAGGGCUCCAAGAAAUGCUUUGCGUUUCUUAACCUACCAGCAGAGAUUCGGAUGAUGAUAUAUCCGCUUCUCCUUUGCAGUAGUAAGCCAUUAUCAUAUUCCGACCAGGGAAAUUUCCAUCUCACUCCUGCGAUUCUCCGUACCUGUCGUCAAAUUUUAAACGAAGCACGACCACUACUCUACGAGGAGAAUGUUUUCGAAGUGAUCAUAUCUACUGAUUACGGGGUUGUGUCCUGUGAAUACGUGGAUGUCUACUCAGUUCAAACGUUCCGUUCAUCUCCGUUCGGGUCAUCUCGAUUCGGAGGGAUGACAAAAUUCUCUAUAGUGUUGAAGAGUACGGGCUGGAGUGGUCUAGACACGACUGCAGGAGACUUAACGUGCAUAUGCCGGGACUUGCGCCUUUUGCCGGAGUUGAGAUAUUUGCACGUAAAAGUCUCUAUUCCCAACGGCAUUGAAAGUGAAAGGUGUCCGGCCUGGAAGGCACUCGGAAGUCUCGCUCUGCUACGACGCGUCGGGAGCGUCGUCUUCGACGGCGUCCCACCCGACGACGUCAAAUAUCUAACGGAUAAAAUGACCGGAUUAACACCUGUAGAUGACCUACCACAAAUGUACGAGGCACUUAAAUCAUAUAUGGAUCCUAUCCAAUCAUAUGCGUCUUACCUCAACGACGCAUACCAGGCGAUGAUAUUCGGCGACGUCGACACGUUUAAGUAUUAUAGGAGGGAAAGUAUUUAUGAGAUAAAACGCCUGAUGGACGAUCUCCUCGAAGGACGCAGAAGCUUGUAUGAAUACGACACCGACCCCGUUAACGCCUGUGAUGAAGAUGAUUGUGUCUUCGAGGACACUUUUGCGUUCCAUACCUCAAAGAACGGAUCCAAAAUAGCGCCUGAUAAAGAUAGUACCUAAAAGAGAUUGGUACUCAACCUGUAUAUCUUCAACAAAGGCUCAGCUAGCAUGACGAGCAUAACUUCUUCCGGGGACUUACUGAACAUAUCGACCUUGACGACAUUUGAAACUACACGGUCUGGCCACCCGAUAUGCUCAAAUAACAGUCUAUGGUCGUUUGAACUAGUAGGAGAGCAAGCUAGGCCUAAUAAAAGGAGGAGCACUGAAAGGAAAUGGGCGAUGGAAUAUCAGUAUCAUUCGAAGUAGGAGCUCUUAUCAUCGGUGGACAUGGGAUUCUGGAGGUCUCAAUUAAAAUGAUUGUGGCUGUGUGUUUAUGUAAGUAGAUGGU
Molecule: messenger RNA, 1405 nt
Organism: Hypoxylon trugodes
Lineage: Eukaryota; Fungi; Ascomycota; Sordariomycetes; Xylariales; Hypoxylaceae
Exons: 1
Coding region: 106-1077 (323 amino acids)
Source: RefSeq, a predicted model, not a curated record